AUGCACCCGCCUAGUGUGACGCUGCUGCCUGGCGAGGCCCAGGCUGUGUGCUCUGUCGCAGACGUCGUUGUUGUCGCCGCCCCGCGGGCUGGCAUCCGCAUGGUCGACCCGCUCCUGCCAGCCACCACCCUCCUCUGCCCGCUCCAGCCGCUGGCUCCGGCCGGGUAUGGUGUAGUUGUGGGUGAGGCUCUCCUUGUGGCAGGGCCGUACGGCUCAGUUGUUCACAUCGACGAGCGCAACUCAGCCCGUGCGGUGGCGGCCGCCGUGGCGCAAGGUGCAGACAGCCCGAUCAUCACCGCCGCCUCGGCUGCGGUCGGCGCCGCUUUUGCAGCCUCAGACUCAGACUCGGAUGACGACAAGGAUUCGAACGAGGGGUCAGACGUGGAGCAUGCUACUGCCGAUGGUCUCGGUUCGGUCAUCUGGCGCCUGCUGCCGCCGCCGGGACUUGCUGAUCGCGGGCCGCCAGCCGGCGCCCUCGCCCUCGACCCGGACACGGCGCGGCUGCUGCUGUUCUGGCGCGACGGCGAGGCGCUUGUUCUCGACGCUGUUGAUGGAUUGCUCGCCGCCACCACGCUCGAACUCACCGCAGCUGCUCCAAACGAGUUUGUCUAUGCCGCCUGCUCGAUCCCUAGCAGCCACCGCAUCGUCACAGCCCAUCCGGGCGCCGUCCGCGUUUGGGAGACUGCCGGCCUGACUCUCGUCGGCGAGCUGGCCCGCCCGUCCGGCUCUGGCAGCUUCCGCACCACUGCUUUGGCGGCGCAUGGCGGUGCCGUCUACGGCGGGGCCUCGGAUGGCUCGGUGGUGUGCUGGGAUCUCGAGUCGCGGGCAGUGCAGUGGCGCGCCUGCGGUGAACCGGUCCUCAUUGCUGCGCUCGUCCUUGUCCCUGCGCUCAACGGCCUCAUCACCGGUGGCGCUGAUGGUCGGCUUGUCUUUUGGGACCUAGGCACGCCCGACUCGCCGCCGUCUGCCCCGCUCGUCGCCACGCCCUCGCUCGGUGCGCCGCUCGCUGCCCUCCUCCUCAUUGGCCCGGCAAUCGUCAUCGCCCACCUGCACAACGCCACUGUCCACCUCAUUGACUUUACCACAGCCAGUCACAGUCUUGCGGCGGAUGACUGUGUCGGCCACCUUGCCGAUGGUCACGCCAGCAGCAGUGGGUCCACCUAG
Messenger RNA from Thecamonas trahens ATCC 50062, 1164 nucleotides. RefSeq lists its product as uncharacterized. Lineage: Eukaryota; Apusomonadida; Apusomonadidae. The record is from RefSeq and is a predicted model, not a curated record. The transcript has 2 exons. Gene Ontology annotation, molecular function: protein binding. Bases 1 to 1164 code for a protein of 387 amino acids.